Messenger RNA from Aegilops tauschii subsp. strangulata, 1840 nucleotides. RefSeq lists its product as uncharacterized. Gene Ontology annotation, biological process: photosynthesis. Lineage: Eukaryota; Viridiplantae; Streptophyta; Magnoliopsida; Poales; Poaceae. Gene Ontology annotation, molecular function: calcium ion binding. The record is from RefSeq and is a predicted model, not a curated record. Gene Ontology annotation, cellular component: photosystem II oxygen evolving complex; extrinsic component of membrane; photosystem II.
AUGAAGAACAAGAAGAAUCUUGGAUGUAAUUUCAACCCAGGUCCUUCUGCUCCCAGGGUUGAUGGCACACGUGAUACCAAUCCCAAUGUCAUCGGCCCCUUCGACAACUUUGAUGGUUUCCUCUCCUACAUCGCCGCUCAGAGGGCUACAGUGGAUCGAUUUGCGGAUGAUGCUGAUACUGAUGAAGCGCCAGCUCCACCAAAGCCGCAGAAGCAGAAGAAAACAAAGGCUUCAAAGCCCCCUGUUGCACCUAAAGCUUCGCAUCUGAAGCCACUGGCCACUGCACCUCCUGAAGCAAGUGUGCAGUUUGAAGAUCUCUCUCGCAUCUCCAAGAAGACCGAGAAGUCUUUAAAGAAGAAGAAGCCCAUCAAGAGUUCUGGGGAAGCACUGACCCCAGCUGCCAUUCUGAGGAACGAGAAUGAAGCCAUUGAUUUGUCAAAUCCAACCGCCGCUGCACGUCGACGAGGCGGCUGGCGGGCGGGGCGCGCCGACACGGCCCUCCGUGCGCGCGCACCAGGAGGCCCUCGAGGCGGCGCCGUCGGGGUCGUCUCCGGGCUCGACCUCGGCCGCCUCAACUCCUCCCGCGCCGGCGGCUCACUCCGCAAGGUCGCUGCCGAGGCCGCCGCCGCUGGGGCCCGCGACUUCGCCGACCUGUACGCCCUCGAGGGCGCGUCCCUGCCGGACCCGCUGGAUGAGGAGGACAGGGCCAAGUGCCCGCACUCCAUCGUGCUUGCCGGCGACGAGUUCCCUCCACGGCCAUGGCCUCGGCCUCCCUUCCCCGACCGCCAAGACGCCGGCGCGGAGGCUGCUCUCCGCCACCGUCAGGGCCAUGGCGCUGGCCAACCCCAACAAAGGUACUGCGGAGUCGCGGCGGCGGACGGCAAGUUCCUGCCGGUCAUCGACAAGAAGGCCGGCUACUCCUUCGUCUACCCAUUCAGAUGGCAGGAGGUGUAUGUGCAAGGGCAGGACAAGGUGUACAAGGACGUGAUCGACCCCGCCAUCCGCGAGUGGACCUCAAGACUGAUGUGUACCUUCAUGAGCUUCCAGACGAACAUGCAAGCAGCUCCGCUGCCAAGCCAUCAGCCCAACCAGAUGGAGCUGGCCCUCUUCCAUGACCCACUGUUGCCUCAGGCCGGGGCGUAGAGCACGAACCCGUUCGCCGAUGACAACUUCAAGGGUUACCCUGAGUACAUGAACACCAGCAACCCGCAGACGGCAGACGAUCCCUUCCAGCAACAUUUCCUGAAGCUGUCGGCGUCAAGCCCCUACGACAACUUCCUCAGGGCUGCAGGGUGCUGAGGCGAAUGAGUUUCUGCCCGGAGCAGCAGCAAGUCUGUCGUGUCACGUCUCUACGCAUGGUACCGAAACACGAGCAGGACUAGAUCUAAGAAUCAGAGAGAUUAAGUCAGUAUAUCUUACUUGGGUACAAGUCGCUAGAGGUGGCGGGCUUGUACGGCAUCGCGAGCAGGAGGGCCAUGAGGGGUUUGCUGCUCUGCUCCUAGGGCGACCAAGAGGUCCUACCCCGAGCUCAAGCACGUCCACGCCGACCCACCAUGACAGAUGACCAAGCCCAAGGAGGAAGCAUCUGCUCAUCACCGAGGACGAGUAACUCCAGCAGGUGAAGUAUGAAGUGUGAAGCCGUGAAGCGUAUCAGCAAGAGUAGCAUAUUAUGUAUUGUAAUAUCAGGAGUGUAAUAUUAGUCAGAGUAGCAUAUUAUGUAUUGCAACAUUUAGUGUUGUUUUGGAUGAAUUUCAUUUGCUCUAUAGUCUGUUUGAAAUAUUGAUUGUGUAUAUAAUUUCAAUACCUAUGAAAUGGAAACCUGACCAGGGGGGCCCACUUA